GCUUUCGCUUUUUGCGCGAAACGCCCCGCUGGUCACAUCAAAGAUGGCCGGCCCAUCGGCGCGAUACGCUACGCAGUGACCGCGCUCUUUGCUUUCUUUCGCACGCGCCAUGGAGCCGAGGCACGGACGGAGUUUCCAGCGGGUGCCCGGACGACCGUGGGACGCCCGCUGAGUCGCCGCGACAGCUGCUCUUAGCGCGUAACGUCGCGCGCCAAACCGACGCCAUCAUGUCGGCCAUGGGGAGUGUGCGGAACGUGGCAGUCCUCCUGGCUGUCUUCCUGGUUCUGGUCUUCCAAGCAUCUGGACAUCCUGUUGAGGGACAAGAUGGGCUGGAGUCUGGAAGAGCACGGUCCUGGAUUCCAGCCUGGAGCAGCGUAUCAGAGUCGGUGUGGGUGAUCGGAGCGUCCGUGUGCUUUGCUCUGACGGCGGCCAUCGUGGCCUCUCUGGGCUGCCUCUGCUGCCGCAACGAGGGCAUCAAGCUGCUGGGCACACGCAAUGGUGUCAGCGUGCCUCACCUCCCUCUGGGCAGCAUGGCCCAGCAGCGGAGCAGCCUCUCGCCCGAGGUGACCAUCUUCCCACCAGCCGCUGCCGCACCCCGCCUCGCCUUUGCCACGCCCCCGACAACCUUCGAUGACAAGGUGAGCUUUGAGCCGCUGCCCAAGAUCUUCCCUCGGCUGCCGGCGUCUCCAUCCAAACACCCCCUGCGACCCGCCCACUACUCCGGUGAGCUGGGCGGCACUCCAAGCUCCGUCCACGACUGGUUUGACGAUCCACAGGCCAACUUCCCCCGCGAACGGCUGCAGUACCUGCAGGAGUUGGGUGUCGGCUGGUUCGGACAGGCCGUGCGUGGAGAGGCGCAGAACCUGAACAACGGUCGGCCCGGCGACGAUGACCAGACGGCCCCCGUGGCAACCACCCCGGUGGUGGUGAAGAUCCUCCGCUCGGACGCGACGCCCACCGAGCACAUCUGCUUCCUGCACGAGGUGCAGCACCUCAGGCUUCUGCGGCACCCGCAUCUUCUUCAGCUGCUCGGUCGAUGCCUCGAGUCAGAUCCAUUCUUGCUCAUCUUGGAGGAUUCGGUCAUGGACUUGAAAGCGUUCCUUCUGAGCAAGCGCCCCGAGGCAGAGCCCUUCCUGCAGGGUCCGAUUCCCUUGCAGGCCGCCUGUGCCAUUGCUUCUGCGCUGGACCACAUGCACAGGCACAGCUUCGUGCACGUGGACCUGGCAGCCCGCAGCUGUGUCAUCGAUCGAAACCAGGUUGUCAAGGUCGGUGACUACGGCACUUCCCUGCAGGCUUACAAGGAGGACUACCACCUGGUGGGUGAAGUGGCCGUGCCGCUGCGGUGGACUGCCCCCGAAUCUCUGCACUGCACUGAUCUAGCGUUGGAGGCCCGGGAACUCACUAAGGAGGCCAAUGUCUGGAGCUUCGGUGUGCUGCUGUGGGAAUUGCUGUCCCUGGGAGCCCUGCCGUAUGAGGGUCUGACGGACGAAGAGGUCCUGAGGAGGGUUGUGGUGCAGCGGGACCUGGUGCCAGCCAGGCCUACCACACCUGCUGGCCGACACACGGACCGCCUGUACCAAGUUGCUACCUGGUGCUGGAGCGAAGUACCCGCUGAACGGCCGUCGGUGCAUGAGCUCCGUGAGCUGCUCGGCCACCUCCAGCGUGAGAACAGCGAUGCGCACGACUUUGAGUCGCGCUGGGCUGCACUGCGGCCUGACCGUGUCAAAGACUACAAUCUGGCCCCGAACCACCCAGCCGCACUGUCGCUCUCUCGGCUCGGCUUUGAGAGCGACUUUGUAGCUGCCAGCCUCCAGAACCUCCACGGGAGCGCGGAGGACCUGCGCACCGAGCCGACCGUGGAUGAGGAGGAAGAGCUGACCUCAUUCCACAUCUCGGAGGCAAUCCGCGAUUUGGAUGCGAUCCUGGCGGCAGAGUCGGGUUCCACGGCGUCCGUCGACCUGCCCAGCGAGUCCAUGCAGCGACAGGACAGCCUCGGCAACGAGUCCGUCGACUCGAGGGAGCUCAAUUCUCUUGGCUUCAAGAAGAGCGCUUCGGUGGAAGACCUGCUUCGUGAAGGGCCCGAGAAGGUGGCGGAAAUGUUCCGCAUCACUGUCAUCGAUGACGUGGACGCCAGCGGCAGCGAGCCACGCAGCCUCGGUGCAGACUCCGACAUCUGGAGGCGACUCGAUGACGGACCAUCCGUGCCCGCUCCCGGAAACGGUGCACUGAACGGCAGUGUCGUCGGGGGCAGUGUGGUGUCGUCGAAUGUGGGUAUCUGGGGCAGUGCCGGUGGUGGGGACGGGGUGCAAGUUGUGGAUGUGGUUCCACGUCAAGCUGAAAGCGACGGUGGUCUGCGGAACACGGCGGCGCGCGAGGACGUAAGUAGCCACGUCGGAGUCGCGGGACGGUUUGGUGGUGGUUGCACUUCGGCACGUGGCUGUUUCCCGACCCCUUCAGCCGCUAACUCCGUCGACGGUGGCACGCUGAGCACUAACACCCCAGACGCUUCCUCCGGUGAUGCCCGGCAGGAAGCCAACACUGAUCUGUGCCCCCCUGUCUUCACUUGCAGCCAGAGCGGAGACGACUCUGAGACGCCGACGCCGGCUGCCGCGGCCCCCGAGCCCACGACGCAAGGCGGCAGCAACGACAGCCGUGACAGUGCUUCGUACGUGACGGCGCCGGAGUCUGAGGAAUCGAGCUUCGGCCUGGUGCCGGAACUCUUGGAACGUGCCGCGUCCGAGUCGGAGACGAUGUUUCUGACCGCCAUGCCGGACGGCGACAAUACGUCCGACUGCUCCGACGCAACUCUGGCGGAUGACGACGACAACUUUGCGAGUCCGCUGGCGCAUUGUGUGCGUUCUUCGACACCGACUGGGGACUGUCCUAGCCCCGGUGUGUCUCCCAUCCCAAAGUGCGCGUCGUGGAACCUGGGGGACGAUGUUGAGGAGUCGGCGCUUUCGGACCUGACGGUGGACGAUGAUGUGGGGAAGGGGGGUUCCUCGUACGAGGACUCACUUGCAAUCACCGAGAACUCGACGGUGGACGAGAUGCGCAGGAUUGCUAACGAGGCAGCGGCACAGCACCACCAGUCCAUGCAGAAUGGGCCGGUGCUGGUCAAUGGGCAUUUGUGCAAUGGGCUGGAGUCAUUAGACGAUGGUGACGACAGUGACGACGAGGGGCUUGUGGAGUACGAUCUCAACGACAUCUCUGCGGUCCUGGACGGCAACGUUGAAGGUGGCGGAGGAGGCGGGCUGCCGUCGCCGCGGUCGGCGUGGCCUCCACUCGAAGACUCGCCCAUGUGCGGGGAGGAAGAAGAGAUCCUGACGGUGAACACGCUGACCCACGAGAUCACCGUCAGGCCAGCUGCGGGCAUAGUCUUCGACGGCCGCGAGGUGCUUGCGGGCGUGGAAGAGGAGGACGAUGGGGAUGCCAGUCCCCUGGGAUCACCUGAACGAAAGCAGCAGCUUGACAGGAAGCGAGAUGGCCUGGACGACGAUGCCGAGGACACGGAUGACACGAGCAGCACGGGGACGUCGUGCACCUCCACGUCGGGCUCGUUCGAGUGCCUGGCGCAGGAGGAGGCGGACGGUAUGGUAGACGGUGUGACGGAUGGUGUAUCGAAAGCGGGAAGCACUCUGACAACGCCUCCUGCUCAGCGACCGCGCAGCUUGGAAGGCAGCCCCACCUCCCCGAGGCGCGCCAGCACUUGGGACCGUAGGGCCACGCCCACCAAGUCUGCUCUCAAGUCUGCCAGCGGCAACAGGUGCAAGCCUAGUACAGGAAAGGGCUCAACUUCGCUGCGCAAGACGGUGUCGUUCCACGACGUCAUCUCGUCGGUGCACCACUAUUCGGCAGACGAGGAGGCGCCUCCGUCACCACCGCCGUCUGCGCCGCCGUCAGCCUUUGACUACGCUGGCCUCAGAGACUGGGAGUUCCCGCUUUGUCUGGACGAGGAGUUUCCGGAAGCCACCAACGGGGGGAGCAGUACCAGCAGCAGCAGUGACGAGGAGGACAAUCUGCCCCCCAGGGGGCACCGGGGGCUGCGCAGCCUGCCCGUGCGUCCGCGUAUCACCAAGCUCGGAAGCACCUUCGGGUCUGCCGCGGCAUCGCCCCUCUACUGCAUUGCGGCACUCUCGCACGAUGACCUCCCCACCACGGACGACGAGGAGCUGCCCACAGAACCGUCUCUUGCUGAGGAGCCGAGCGAAGACCUGCUGAUCAACCAGCGACCUCCGUGGGAUUCCUCCAUGAGCGAUCUGUCCAACCUAGACGCAUCGGACGAUGCAGACUCCCUCCGGUCGGAAAGCCCAGUCAGGAAGCCCUCUGCCUCAGCGACUGCCAAUCGCAAUUUCGACCUCAAUGCCAACAGCAACCUCCGCCCGGUGCGCAACACCAUCGCUACUGUCGAAGACUCGAAUGCCAAUAGCAACGCCCACACGAACUUGGCAACUGCAGCCAACCACCACCAAGCUUAAGGCAGUGUGUGCAAAAAAGUGUUCUUUUGAAUGCCAAGACCGCAUGGCACCUUUGCAGAAAUCCCUUCCUCCUAUGGCGGCACAACCGGUACUUGCCCUGAGGCGAGUGGCUGAAAACUAUGUUGAAGAAAUGGUUUUUGACUGUCUCCGGACUAUGAGGAGGGCUGCAAAAAUCGGCAGUCGCGUCGCCUCGUUUGCUGGGGGCUCUGUCAAAGGCAGCACUUGGGAGUCCAAGCGCCAUUGGUGCACUGACUAGGCCUGCAGUGACCACUGUGACUAUUGUCAGCCUGCAGUGACUGUCGGCCUUCGGUAAUCUCGUCGCAUUGAAGACCAGUCGUCAAGUCAACAGUCCAUUGCCGCACACGCCGAAGUCAUCUCCCGUACUUGUGAACUGCGCAAGUGUCAGGCAAGGUGGAGAUGUGGUGACAGCAAGUCGUGUACACUUCUCUUUGCAGGCUUUCUCAACGUUCUGGUGGUGUGGCCAUGCAGAGGUCUGCAAGAUGCCGUCGAAAAGAAGCCGAACAAUCGAUAAGAACGUUUCCAUCUGUGAUUCAAAACAAUGCGGUAUUGAGGGGCUGAAAAACUGUGUCGCUGUUUCGUCAUCUUCCGCGCCCAGUCAUUUCUCGUCUCCGUGCCCGUGCGACACGUGUACGAGCUCUCGGAGAUGGUUCUACGACGAGCCGUGCCGGCCGUUGUGCCGAGCAAUCUAGGCACCUUGAGACCGACGCGUCCCCAAACGAUGCCCGCACCCUCAGGUUUACCAGUCAUGUACAGACACUUAUCGUGUAACCCCGUUUACGUGCCCAUUCCUUCGUGUUGUGUCACCGUGUUUAACACUCUCUUUAAAGAACUUGGUACUAUCUACAACACCCGACUACCAUUGCUGGGAAUCUUUCUGUUUUCUUCGCCAUUUGUCCUGAGACUGUGCUGCACCCAUGACUGGCCAUGUUGUGAUUGGUUGAGCUACGAAGCUGGUGUGAGCUACAACUUGCGCAGUAGAAGUGAGGCGAUUUGAUGGAAAGGAUUGAUAGGUGCCAUCUUAGUACAAGCUUAAAGGCCACAAAGUAAUGGUUACUUGGGACAAUGUCACUGCUUGCACUCUGGUGUCCACAAAUACCAGCUGGUUCUUACAUUGUAAUUUGGGGGUCACUUGCACAGGGUGUGUUUGAACGCAAACUUGCCACUUAUGUACUGGAAAACCAGCUUCGCGUGUGUUGAUCCCGAGUUGCAUGCAGUGAUUUGCUGAGCAGGGCCGGGAAGAGUGAAGCUUGUUAAAUUUGUUUCCAUGUUUGUCUUUUGCCAACUUAUCAUCACAUGGGCAUGACUUUUGAAGUUAGUUCCGUGAAGUGUUUCGAACAGGUGGCGUCGUGUCUUGGUUAGUCGUGAUACAACAUCUGCCCUCACAAUUCUGUCCUCGUCUGUAUCUGCUAUUCUCUUUGCGAUUGUAGUCCUCCGCUAGUUUUGCCAACAAGGCACUUUUGGGCUUCAGCCUUCUUUUGAAGUAAGUCUGUAAUUUUUUGAAGUGUGAAUCACUGGAGUAAGCUUGAGAGCAGAAGGUAAUCAUACCACCACUCUUGUGUACAUUGCGUUAUGACAGAGCUGCCUCCAUGGUGUGGCGUGAAAAACGUUUAGAUAUCUCCAUAGAGCAGAGUGUCGCUUGCAGCACGGAGGUGGUGCCAUUCCGCUUGCACGAACCUGCACUUGUUGGUUUCAAUCCAUUGCCUUCCAUAAAGGCAUUCUCUCGCACAGCCACUUCGAACAAAGUUAGGUGUGCCACGUUUGCACUCGAGACCCCUAAUGCCAUGUUGUGCAAACGUGACCUGGUGCAAGUGUGACCUAGUGCAAACAUGAUCCAGUGCAAUGGUUACCUCGUGUCAAGUAGUGCAAGUGUGACACUAGAAACCACUGUUGCGUUUGCACCAGAUUCCUGUUUGAAAAAACUCUUAUGUGGGAAGAGAUGUAAAGAGUCAGGGUGAGUAACUGAAUUAGUGAACAGGGCUAGGCUCUCACUGGGCUGCUGGCUAAAAGUAUCACUGGGAGCAGAAGAUAUGAGGUGUUGGCAAUAUGAGUUGCUGUUGGUGGUUUGGCAGCCACCUUUGUACAGAGGUCAUAUUAGUCAUACCAGGAUUUUGCUGUGUGCUGCAAGAGACUGAGCUGCCCCGAUGUGUGGGGGAGAACAGCAUCUCAGGAAUAGUAAUGACACCGAAUGAGCAUCACUUCGGAGUCGGCGUUAAGAGAUUUGUUAAGAUAUUUGUCUUGGACCACGCACAAAAUGUCCCUCCAGUUGUCCCCUUGUAAUUGCAAUCCACGUGUUCUUUUUAAUAAAACAGGAACAUGUACUAUACGUGAGGAGCAUAGUGCAAUCAGAUUUGUUCUGCAUAUGUCCACUGUUUGUUUUCAUUCCGUGUGCAAAACGGCUUAUUCAUUUUUACUGUAAUAAAGCAGGUGCAAAAGACCUGUCAGGUGAUUUGGAGGCAUAUAUAUUAUGAACGCUCGUCUAAGGGUGUGUGUUUCAUUUGAGACGAAGUGUGGCCCUUGCACAAAGUGGGCUACCUUAUUCUGAAGUUUUGUUCUGAUCCAAAUUUGUUUCUACAAGCUCUUCUUUCUGUAUGGACGAUGGUGCAGCUUGGUACACUGUCAGGGGUUUUAUUCUGUCAGGUUAUCGUGAAAUCAUAACUCACUGGACUACCUCUAAUCACAGCAUGGCCUUCACUGUUCCAGUUUUUUUGAAAAGUGCUUUUGUAAAUUUGGGCUGAGAAGUUGGAGCAUGGCCCUUGUUUGAACAAGCGGUACCUCUCCAGACCAUCACACUUGAUGGUCCUCGAGUUCUCCCGCUUUCUGAUUAAAACUUUUCGUUGUCUUUCACGUCAGAUCAUACCUUCCUGACGUUAACUGCAGAAAACUCGUAUGUUUCACACUUUUCAUCAUCGUGUCUGACGCCUGUAAUAACGCCAGCUCGCAUUCCCUUUCAAGCAUUCGAUUCUCGUGUUCAUGACCAUCGCAUCACUUUCAUGUCCUCCCAGUCGUUCUCACCCAUUUCGGGAAGGUCGAGGGUUUGUCAAUGCGGGCCCAUACUGAAGCCUCGUGGAAGAGCUCGAUUCCUCAGUCUCCGUAGCACAUGCAAUUUGCUCUAGGCUAGAGACUUGCAUGACGAAAGAUGUAGGUAUUUUAUUUUUGUUUUGCACGUUGUGCACUGCUAGUUUAGAUUGUAAAUACAGUCGGGUAUUAGUUUUCUUUUUUGUAUCAUAUUUGGUGCGUUAUUUGUUUUUUCACUUGUAGAGGUCUGAAGAGCCAGUGAGGUGUGCGUGGCUAAAGAAUUCUUCCUGGUAUACGUGUGCAUGAAUCUCGUUUGAAUGUUUGGGAGUGCUUGCAAGUUUCGAAGUUUUUUACUUUAAUUUCUUCAGUGGUUAGAACAGAGAAAGAAAAAAGUGCACUGUAUUUAGUUGGAGUAAAAAGGUUUAUUUAAGUUUGAGAGAAGGUUCUAGAGAGCAUCGGAGCACACGAGGAAACCUUGAAGGUGAUGCACAAUAGCCUAGGGUCCAGGUUUAUAAACUGUACUCAAGUCCCACCUACUCUCCACAUUCUGGUGGUUUCACAUCAGAAUGUGAAAUCAUCUCCGUCUGCCUCCAAUUGUCUGUAAUGGCAGUUUUACAGGAGGAUCAGUGCCAUGCGAUUUGCAAGCCACCUGUUUUUUCUAAGAAUAAACAGCUUGCACUUGCGAUUGACUGACACGAGUCUUAGCCAUAGCUGUCAACACAAGAGUUGGUGAGACAAGGUAUUGUUUGGUGUCAACAUUUCAACCGCUUCCAAAAACUACUGCACAGCCCCCAUAUUCCUUUGUUUGUCCCAUAUUCAGCGAUUGCUAAAAAAUGCGGAUGCAGGGUUAUCCAGUAAGACAUCUGGCCAUUAAAGUGUUUUUUUUUUUUGUGUGCAAACUGCGAUUUCUCUCCUGUUCUAAAGGGCAAGGUUGACGAGGCCGGGCCUGCCCUAGUGGAGCAAAAAUGAGAUGCUAGGCAGCCAUGUACGGUAUUGCUUGACAAAUGCUAGGCUGCAACACAUUCUAGCAUGUUGUGGAACCUACUAUGAAGACAGGUUCCACUUUCGAGAGAUGUACAAAUCAGUUUGGAUACCAUUAAACCUCGAAGAUAGGAGAAAGGAUAUGUCGAACCUUGGAUCGUUUUGAUUUAUUUUUGUAGUGCAGCUUCUUAUGGAAUCUCGCAGUUGCUAUGGAACCUCACUGUGCCAUGUGCAAAUGCUUUUGUAAUUUGAAGGAAGCAGGCUUUGGCGGAAGUGAAGUGGAGGAUUGGGUUGUCUUACGGUGUAUUCUUUGGAGCUGCUGUUUCGACAGGCUGUUUAUCCAGCUAAAUGUUGAGUGUCUUCGUGCUCAACAUUGCUGGCACCCUUCAUUCUGUGCAUAAACUUUUGAUGCCUCAUGUUUUCUAUGUUACAGAAAUAGCAUGAAAUUUUAGAACCUGAAUCAAACUGUAACCAUAAGAGUAUGGAGUCAUCCUUGAUAACGCCGGGUCAUCAAAAUGUUGUUCCAGAGUCCCAUAACGUGCUCAAAAAUGUAACAGUUUCACCUUCUGAUAGCCUCAGGGGAUAUUGCUCUGAUAUCUAGCCACAUAUUUUUCAAAAUUGAGAUGCCAUUCUGUUUUUACCUUGCAGCAACUAUACUGUAAGCGUGAGAAGUCGUUGAACGGGGAAUUUCGCUGGUGCCAAUGUUUUGGCGAUUGUUGCAAUGUCGGCUUCAGUGAAGUUUCUAGAUCGACUUCUCACCACUUGAAGCAUCCACAUUUGUCAGAUAGUAGUUUCAUCUGUCUUGUCUAUCUUUCAUUGAUAUUUGGAGGGAAAAAAAGAAAACAAGGGUGUUUGUGUUUGAAGGCAGUAUUAGUAUUUUAUUGUCAAACUGUGAACCAUUCUUCCAAUGAUGUUCUCAUGUGUUGCUUGUCUGUUCCAGUCUGCUAGAGCGGCUUCUGUGAUUUUGCACAUUCUGUUGAAACAGCUGGAGCUUGUUCUUUUUAUUUCUGUUAACUUUAAUGUGCUCCUGUGUUUAAUUAAUGCGUGCAAUUUGUUGAGAUUCUUGCAUUGCCAACGUGUUCCGUGCGCAGUAUUGCUUACUCAGGAUUCGGACUGUGUACUCAUUGUGACUUAUAAAUAUGCACCAAAUACCGUUUUGCAAACGUCUUUGCGGUUAGUGUCUGAAUUAGUUUUGAUCAAUAAUUUUUGCCACUUUUGUUUUCUUACCAGCUGUCAGAAUUGUAUGUUUUGACAGGCCUACAGUGUUAACUUGUUUACAUAAGUAAUUAUCAUGUCAGCUGUAGUGUAUGCAAGUUGUGCUAUUUGUUAUGCUGUGAGCCUAGCUUUCGAAUAGUUUGUGCGAUAGUUUCGUGACAGUGACUUAACGUAAACGUUAGCGAAAGCACACCACUCAAAAUCUGCAUCUUUCUGUUGAUGCCACAUUUUUUUACCCCACUGCCAUAUUUUUUUCAAAAUUGCAGCUUCUGCAAGGUCAGAAUUGAUCCCAUUUCUUGACUGACAGUUUUAUGUGCUGAAGGUGCAGUGCUUUUUCUUAAUAAUGGUAUCCCAUUCCUCUAAAUGCUCCUCGAAGGUUGUCCUAGGUAAAGAAAGAGAAUUUGUUCAAGGACUUCAAAGGCUUGGUAAUGCACGUAAAUUUGUGGAGUAGCAAGGCACGAGUGUUGGUGUGCUUACAGCAGAGGUGCUCGCUUUGGUUUUGAAGUGUAUCUCCUUUGCAGAAAAGUUGCAUGCAGUAUAAUUUUGUUAAAAAUAAGCACAUGCCGAUGUCGCCAAAGCAGGUGUUGGUUUAAAGUUGGGCUUUCAGAGUGAGCUUUGCACAUUUACAUGCCAUUGCAACCCCUGAAUUUCUCAUGCGUCCAGUGGCCCCGCAGUGUGGCAACUGGUAUCGCACUUUUUGUCUCGUUUCUUGGUGGAAUGAUUUAAAACACUCGUAUAACUGGGAUUCUCUCCCUUGUGAUUUUACUGAGUUCUUAGAAGGUGGGAGGUGUACAAGUUCUUGUCCAUACGUAAAUACGAAGAGUGUUUUGUGCUUGACUUAAUGUACCAUCGAAAAGUGUGCACGUUGUAAAUCUUUUUCGUUUUUAGUUGGCUCCUGUUCGGGCUGCCCUGUAUCUACAGCCCGCCAUUAGUCACAAUUAGCCUGUGCGUAAGAGUCGUGUAGCACCGCACAUCCGUACUGUACAUAGCGUGCGCGGCUCACGAGUGGUGCCGUUUUUGCCACGGGAAGGAGUUAUGGUUGUGCUUAUAUUUAUUCGUCCCACGACAUGCUUAUGGCAUGUAGUGUGCUCCUAGCGGAGCAUAAGAGUGCCAGUCAUAGAAUAAAACGGUGUAUUUUUCUUCCCUCCCGUCCUUCUAUUCACCUCAGUAGUUUUAUUUAGA
Molecule: messenger RNA, 10889 nt
Organism: Rhipicephalus sanguineus (brown dog tick)
Lineage: Eukaryota; Metazoa; Arthropoda; Arachnida; Ixodida; Ixodidae
Product: serine/threonine-protein kinase LMTK1
Exons: 17
Coding region: 228-4475 (1415 amino acids)
Biological process (GO): protein phosphorylation
Molecular function (GO): ATP binding; protein kinase activity
Source: RefSeq, a predicted model, not a curated record